AUGCGUACCUCGAUCUACCUGUCCCAAUUCCUUGCCUUGCUCCUCUGCUUCAUCUUCCCUUUCUACUUCGCCAUCCGUGGCCCCGCCUCAUGGACCGAUAUAGAAGAUAUCUUUUCCUCCCUUUCGGAGUGCGUUCAAGUCCUUCACGGCGAGCUCAUCUCUUGGCGCUUUUCCGCCCCAGCGCCAAUCCCUGAGACAGAGCUCGACGCUUUCGUCGAACCUCGAGGCACGAAAAAGGAGAAAAAGUCCUCCAUUCCCGAUGGAUUGGCGCAUUGUAUUUACUCCUUUGAGCAGUACCCAUUUCUGGCUGAGCAAGUGCUUCAGCGAAAGCAUGCGCGGUAUUCCAAGCAGGCGCCUGCGCAGAAAGCGAUAAGCGACAAGCUUGGCUACAAUGCACACUUCAAGAAAUCGAGGAAGGGAAUCGAGACAAAUGCCCGAUUCUUGGGAAAAAUUGCCCAGGCCGCGAGGGAGGAUUAUCGAACCGGCCUGCAAGCGCUGGAGAAUAGAGGAAAAGCGGAAUUUGGAGUUGUGGACUUGGCAAUGGGACAUCUUUCGCGGGACUGGAGCACGCAGGGUGCAAAGGAGAGACAGGCCGUAUUUCCAGCUAUCCUAGGUGGACUUGAGCAACAUUUGGGCCGAAACGGGACAGGAAAAAGGAUACUUGUACCCGGAUCCGGUACUGGGUACGACGUCACAGCCAACGAGCUAGACUAUGGCUCCAUUCUUACCUACAAUCUACUGAUCAAUCACACAACCGCGCUUCACCAGCACACCCUGCAGCCCUUCGUGACCAAGUGGACACACCAGGCUAAUCCUUCGUCGCGCUACUCCGUUAUAACGGUGCCGGACCACUGGCCGAACAAAGCUGUCAAGCUCGUUGAGGGCGAUUUUUUGGAGAUGUUCCCCCAGGGCGGUGAGUUUGAUGCCAUCGUCACGCUGUUCUUCAUCGACAUGUCCGAGAACGUGAUCGACUUUCUGAGCAACAUUCAUCGGCUGCUGAAGCCAGGUGGAAUAUGGAUCAAUCUUGGGCCGCUGAAAUGGGGUACUUACUCCGCUCUUCAGCUCUCGACAGAUGAAGUACUGCAGCUGGCAGAUUUGCUCGGGUUCGAUGUAGACCAUACGUCAAGGAAGAACAUUGACAGCCUGUACGCUGAACAGCCGGAGACGUUGCUGAAGUUUACCUAUGUGACGCAGUUCUGGACCGCGAUAAAAAGGGUUUAA
Beauveria bassiana ARSEF 2860 is the source of this 1221-nucleotide messenger RNA. Its product is annotated as methyltransferase-like protein. The transcript is spliced from 4 exons. NCBI's taxonomy places the organism in Eukaryota, Fungi, Ascomycota, Sordariomycetes, Hypocreales, Cordycipitaceae. The coding region runs from base 1 to 1221 and encodes 406 amino acids. Gene Ontology annotation, molecular function: S-adenosylmethionine-dependent methyltransferase activity. The record is from RefSeq and is a predicted model, not a curated record.